GUCACGCGCUUGCGAGAUCGGAAUGGCAGCAGUCUCUAUAAGACGGUCUCCGCUCGAUGCCGCUGGAGUGGAGCAGGAGGAGGGAGGGAUCCAAUCCGGACGCGAAUGGCGGCGGCGUCUCCUUAGCGGUGCUGCUGUCUAUCUGCGUCGCCUAGCCCCCGAGCUCCGUUGGCAGCUAAAGAGAGGAAAUUGGUGCCAGGUGAAAUACAGAUUGUCGACAUGGCUGGGAAAAACUCGCAUUACAAUAGGAGGGCAUCAUCCUACUGCUCAUCAACAACCAUUGUGGUGUUUGUGGCCCUCUGUUUAGUUGUGGUAUGGAUGGUCGCAUCCUCAAACAUUGCCCCUGCAAAGUUGCCUUCCUCAGAGAUGAAAGAUAAGGUUCCAGGGGGUGGUACUAAUCCACCAAAAGGUGGUUCAGGUGAUAUAACUGAAGACUCAGUCAAAGAAGAGGCAAUCAAUGAUGACAAUGUAGUUCCGAGUAAAUCUGAUAUUGAGUUUGACAAAAUUUCUGAGGUGGCAGUGCAAACCAAAGAGAAAAAUCCUUCUAUGGGAGAUGAAGAAACUAAUGAAAACUCUGAUGCAUUAGAUAAGAAUGACAGUGAUGCAAAUGGGGAACAAGAUGUAGAAUCAAAUGAGAAGGGUGAAGAUGCAAAACAGGGACAUGAUACCAAUCAUGGUGAGACAGAUGGUGAGGGGAAAAAACAAAAGUCAGAGCAAGGUGUAAUAGAGGAAAAACUGGAUCGAAGCUCUAACGAAGACAAAGAUGACAAUCAAUCGAAGAACAAAGAUGAGCAUGAGGUUUUUCCAUCUGGGGCACAGUCGGAUAUUUUAAAUGAGACUGAUAUGCAGAAUGGGGCAUGGUCUACUCAAGCUGUAGAAUCAAAGGAUGAGAAGGAGAUGCAGGCUGCUUCUUCAUCCAAGGGCCAGAUUAUAGAGUACAGCUGGAAAUUGUGCCAUGUAAGUACUGGAGCAGAUUAUAUCCCUUGUCUCGACAAUGAAGCAGCUAUUAAGAAAUUACGUAGUACUAAACAUUAUCAACAUAGAGAGAGGCACUGCCCUGAUAAUGCUCUAACCUGCCUCGUUCCUCUUCCUGAUGGAUAUAAACAACCAAUUAAGUGGCCCAAGAGUAGGGAAAAGAUAUGGUACAGCAAUUCCCCCCAUACCCAGCUGGCAGAGGUAAAAGGACACCAGAACUGGGUGAAAGUUUCAGGAGAGUACCUCAACUUUCCAGGGGGAGGAACUCAGUUUAAACAAGGUGCCCUUCACUACAUUGAUGUCAUCCAAGAGGCAUUGCCUGAUAUUGCUUGGGGUAAACGUAGCCGUGUCAUAUUGGAUGUUGGAUGUGGAGUGGCUAGCUUUGGUGGCUAUCUCUUUGAGCGAGAUGUGUUAACCAUGUCAUUUGCACCCAAAGAUGAGCAUGAGGCACAGGUACAGUUUGCUUUAGAGAGAGGCAUUCCGGCAAUAUCAGCAGUCAUGGGAACCAAGAGGCUUCCAUUCCCAAGCAAGGUCUUUGAUGUAAUUCACUGCGCCCGCUGUCGAGUACCAUGGCACAUAGAAGGUGGUAUGCUUUUGCUGGAGUUGAAUAGAUUGCUGCGCCCUGGCGGUUAUUUUGUCUGGUCUGCAACUCCAGUUUAUCAAGACCUACCUGAAGAUGUUGAAAUUUGGCAAGCUAUGUCUUCCUUGACAAAAUCUAUGUGCUGGGAUAUAGUAGCAAAGAAAAAUGAUACACUAAACCAAGUAGGUUUUGUUAUCUUUAAAAAGCCUUCAAACAAUAAAUGCUAUGAAGAAAGAGCAGAAGAUGAACCCCCUCUAUGUCAGGAGUCUGAUAAUGCAGAUGCGGCCUGGAACGUUCCUUUACAAGCAUGCAUGCACACAUUGCCGGUUGAUUCGGCAGCUCGUGGCACAAUGUGGCCAGAACAAUGGCCAGAAAGGCUAACAAAGCCACCUUACUGGCUGAACGGGCCUCAGCUUGGAGUUUACAGUAAGCCAGCAGCCGAAGACUUUCAAGCUGACUAUGAGCAUUGGAAGCAAGUACUGAAUAAAUCUUACCUCAGCCGAAUUGGAAUCAACUGGCCAAAUGUGAGGAAUGUAAUGGAUAUGAGAUCCAUAUAUGGAGGUUUUGCGGCAGCUCUGCGGGACAUGAAGGUCUGGGUGAUGAAUAUUGUUCCAACUGAUUCACCAGACACACUUCCUAUUAUUUACGAGCGUGGACUGUUUGGGAUGUAUCACGACUGGUGUGAAUCAUUUAGCACCUAUCCAAGGACCUACGAUCUCCUGCAUGCAGACCAUCUAUUCUCGAAACUUAAGAAAAGGUGCCGACUGCUACCGGUAAUAGUCGAAGUCGAUAGGAUUCUGAGACCCAAAGGGAAGCUGAUAGUUAAGGACAAUGCCGAUACAAUUAGUGAGAUAGAGAACAUUGCAAAGUCACUUCACUGGGAGACAAUAGUAAUCUACUUAGAGGGUAAAGAAGGAUUGCUUUGUGUUCAGAAGACAAUGUGGAGACCCACAAGAUAAUGAAAUAAGUAUGUCACCAUUGUCUUAACACCUCAUGGCAAUUUUGUUUACUCGAUGUUCAAGUGCAGAAACUCUAUCAAUACAAACUCACUCCGAAAGAUAAUGUAUUAUUGGAUUGAUGAAGUCAUUCGUCCAUUCUUGCUGAUGAAGAUCAUUGUUGCAAAUCUCCUGGAGAGGUCUCCAUGGUUAUUUUAACAAAUCUAGCAAAUUGUCAAAAAAAAAUUCUUUUAUUUUUUCAGUUAAUUAUUUCAUAUGUAACCUCUGUAUCAGACAGAAAGCUUGUUGGAUUCUCAUUGAAUAAAUGAAGUAGGCAAACUUCUACCA
Molecule: messenger RNA, 2838 nt
Organism: Zingiber officinale
Lineage: Eukaryota; Viridiplantae; Streptophyta; Magnoliopsida; Zingiberales; Zingiberaceae
Product: probable methyltransferase PMT26
Exons: 9
Coding region: 220-2514 (764 amino acids)
Cellular component (GO): cytoplasm; endosome; trans-Golgi network
Molecular function (GO): methyltransferase activity
Source: RefSeq, a predicted model, not a curated record